CGGAUAUCAAUGGAGAAAAACCAGUAUUACUACCAGAAAAUGUCGGGGUUCUGUUCUUCCAGUUCUCCGACGACAACCUCAUCUGGCAUGAUGGUCUCGUCAACAGGAGCUUCAGAACUUCUUUUUUCAAAAUACCAACACCAACUAGAUUUGAAGGAAAUCAGGAGACAGAAGUGCUUGGAGUUGGUGAAUCUCUUCCCGUUGAAAAAAAUCGUCACUUCGAGGAGACAAUCCUCGUCUUCGAAGUCCUCUUCCGCGGGGGGCUACAGCAACUCCAGUUAUCCAAGAAAAAAACAUUGUUAGUGUAGGAUUCUCAAAAAUCACCGAAUUUUUUUUUGGUCGAAACAAAGAAAAUUUUCAGCUCGCUGCGGUCCGCCACCUUCGAACCUGUUAUGAUUUUGUAUGAUGAUUCUUAACUUGUCUAAAUAGCUAUAGGUUGCUUCGGUUCAUUAAAACUAGUUAAGGAGGCAGGUCUCUUCGGUGGCGACGACGCGGGACGCGGACAAGCAGUGGCUCAUGGGUGACCAGCCCUCUGGCCCCACCUGGGGCCAGAAGCGUACAUAGCGGUAGGUGUUGAAGCGAGCCGUCAGAUUCCAGUGCAGUAUGCAGUGUCCUGCCUCCUUAACUAGCUAAUACAUGAGAAAACCGAAGCAACCUAUAGCUAGACUUUUCAUCAGCAUUCCAAAGCAGCAAAUCUAAAGUAAUCCGGACUUACCUUUUUCAAAAAAAAAAUCGACCUUCAGACCAAAAAAAAAUUCGGUGAUUUUUGAAAAUCCUACACUAACAAUGUUUUUUUCUUGGAUACCAGUAUGCGAAAGAAUACCAACAAAAGUGCGUUAGUCACAAUCUCCCUGGCAAACCUUUCCGAUGAGGAGUUGCACGCCUCGGGAACCAGUUUCGUCCACCAACCUCUGCGCAUGAAUUUGAUUCAGCACAUUGAGGAGGCGGUGUUGUAUAUCCAAGAAAAAAAUUGUGUAAGUGUGACUUUGUGUUGCAGAAAAUGCAAAACUGUAUACACUUGUCAUGCUAGACAUACAUCAGAGCCUCUUUUCGUACGUGUUUUUACGUACUAGCUACGCAUGACAGGUUUUCUCUGUCAUGCAGAGUAAACUUGUGAUGCUACUCCUCCAAGAAAAGUUACACUUACACAGUUUUUUUCUUGUGAUAUUGUAUCUCUUCGUUUUAAUCCCCCAACUCGCGAACUA
This is a messenger RNA of Amoebophrya sp. A120, 1205 nucleotides long. The record is from the annotation of a GenBank genome assembly. NCBI's taxonomy places the organism in Eukaryota, Dinophyceae, Syndiniales, Amoebophryaceae.